UUAAUUAUGAUACAGAUGCCAAUGGCCAACCAAAUGGAAUAACAAAAGAAAUACAUCCUAGAACUGGCAUUACAAUGGCAAUUGGUCAAUAUUUGCGCCAUGAUCCAAGACUUUCCACAAAACAAAUUGUCAAUGUCACCAAAGUAAGCUCAUGUUGGUUUGGUGCAAGAACAACUGUAACUAAACAAUUAAAAACUUCCAAUGUUAAGAAGUGGACACCCCAAACAUUUGAGCAUUGA
Entrophospora candida is the source of this 239-nucleotide messenger RNA. The record is from the annotation of a GenBank genome assembly. Lineage: Eukaryota; Fungi; Glomeromycota; Glomeromycetes; Entrophosporales; Entrophosporaceae.